AUGAAGGGCACAUUGAUCCUUUCUGGCCUUUUGGCCACCGUUGUCUCGGCUCACAUGCAGCUUAGCAAGCCGUACCCUAUCCGCAGUCCCCUCAACAAGGAUGGCAAGGGCGAGAAGGAUUAUUCUUACACCAAUCCGCUUUCCAGCUCCGGUAGCGACUACCCAUGCAAAGGAUACGCCAAGGAUAAAUUUGAAGCCGUCGCUACAUGGCAACCAGGCUCUUCCCAAGAGAUGACGUUGGAAGGCAGUGCCGUCCACGAUGGUGGCUCAUGUCAGCUCGCCCUUACGUAUGAUCAGGGUAAGACCUUCAAGGUCAUUGAGUCGAUCGAGGGUGACUGCCCUAUCGCCAAGAAGUACCAAUUCGAGGUCCCCUCCGACGCACCAAGCGGUGAUGCUCUCUUCGCUUGGACCUGGUUUAACAAGGUCGGCAACCGCGAGAUGUACAUGAAUUGUGCUAUGAUCACCAUUGGUGGCUCCAGCAAGCGCAGUGCUGCUGUCGACUCCGUCGACAGUGAAGCCAAUCAGGGUGCAGUGCCCAAGCUCAACAAGAAGCCCACCGAGAAGGGGCCCAACAACCAUGCCAAUGACCAGACCGAGAACGCCAAGACCGGCUUCAGUAGCCUCCCCGAGCUCUUCGUUGCCAAUGUGAACCAGGCUGGCAAGUGUGUGACCAUCGAGGGCCAGGCCGUUCACUUCCCCAAGCCUGGCCCCAAGGUUAUUGGCAAGGCCGACGGCCCUGGAUACAAGUGCUCCGACCAUGCUCCCUUCCUCGAAAGCAGCUCCGGGUCCGAGACCAAGUCCGAGAAGAAGCCCGCGACUACUGGCACCACCAAGUCCGAGAAAAAGCCCGCGACCACCCUCACCAGCGCCACCAAGCCCGAGAAGAAGCCCGCUACCGACAGCACCAGCGCCACCAAGUCCGAGAAGAAGCCCACUACUGACAGCGCCACCACCGUAGCCAAGGCCGUCUCUAAGAUCGCCCAGGCCUUUGGAACUGCCGCCGCCGGCAGUGGCACCCGUGUGGUCUCCACUGAAGACUCAGCCAAGAACCAGUUCAGCGACUACGUCGGCGGAUGGCCUUGCCACUCUGGGGACAUCAUCUGUGCCCCUGACGGACUGUCCUUUGCCAUGUGCAGUAACGGCAAACCCAUCUUCAUGGGCUCCGUCGCUGCUGGUACUAUUUGCCGCUCGGGCGUUAUCACUGCUCGCCAGUAA
This is a messenger RNA of Penicillium concentricum, 1215 nucleotides long. RefSeq names its product putative extracellular protein. Bases 1 to 1215 code for a protein of 404 amino acids. The record is from RefSeq and is a predicted model, not a curated record. The transcript has a single exon. NCBI's taxonomy places the organism in Eukaryota, Fungi, Ascomycota, Eurotiomycetes, Eurotiales, Aspergillaceae.